CCUCAGUUGCAGUCAUUAUUUCUCGGACACUCCCUGCUUUUACCACUAAUGGAGAAGUCAGAGAAGUGAGAUGAGGAGGCUCCACAGACGCUGUCCCUGCUGCCGACACCAGCUUCCCUGCAGAUGAUGACUACUACUCCCACCAUAGCUGACGCCUCCUCCUUGGACGUGACUAAUCGGUCGUCACUGGCACUUUGUUGCACCCUGUCCCUGAUACAAACCGGUGAAGUCACCACCCACUGAUUACUCUACCUGGCCGCCCCCAGGUGACCGCACCUGAAGAAGCCCUGCCCAGCCCAGGAGAACAGUCAGCAAUCCCAGAGCGAAGGCUUACUGUACGCAGGACUCUGCAGGGGACACCUUACCGUCUGAGGACAUCCAAGACUACUUUUUGGAACUCCGUCUCAGCUGAUGUCCCCGAUGGGGAUGAACAGAAGGAGCAACCGUGGACUUGUGCUCCUCUGCGUUCUCCUGCAGAUCGCUGGAGGAUUGGCAGAAUGGGAGCUUUGUAUUUUUGGAUUCAGGGAAGAAAAUUAUCACUUCACCGUGCCCAAGUCCUUGGAAGCAGGAACCGUAGUGGGCCAAGUGGACUUUGAAAAGUGUGAGGCGCAGCUGGUGAUCGACUACGUGUCUGAGGACCCCCAUUUCGUGGUCCAAGCGGACGGUUCAGUCACAGUGAAGAACGACUUAAAGCUCCACAAGCCAAGAAAGUUCAAGGUCCUGGCAUUUAACGACAAGGGUCCUCUGACCUCCACCAUGGUGACCCUGAAGAAGGAGCACGCCCGCCACAGACAGUCUGAACACGGCCACCACCACAGAAGACACAAGAGAGACUGGGUGAUCCCUCCGAUCAACAUACCUGAAAACCAGAGGGGUCCAUUUCCCAAAACUGUUAUUCAGAUUAAAUCUAGCAGAGCCGACGAGAUGAAGGUAUACUACAGCAUCACAGGGCAGGGGGCCGACACUCCACCCGUGGGACUCUUCACCAUAGAGAAAUCCACCGGUUGGUUAUACAUCACCAAGCCCCUGGACAGAGAAGAGAUACCGAGCUACAAGAUUCUUGUUCAUGCCGUAUCGGCAAGUGGAGCGGCCGUGGAAAAUCCGAUAGAAAUAAUUAUCACGGUCACGGAUCAGAACGAUAACCGCCCGUACUUUACCCAGCCAGUCUUUGAAGGCACAGUGGCUGAAGGUUCCACGCCAGGUACGCCCGUGAUGACUGUGACGGCGAAGGACGACGACGAUUCUGUAAAUGCGAAUAAUGGGAUUGUCGCCUACAAUAUCAGUAGUGUGGACCCACCGCUUCCCUACCCAAAUAUGUUUGGCGUUAAUCCGGCGACCGGUCUGAUCAGCGUUUUGCAGACUGGUCUCGAUCGUGAGAAAUAUCCUCAGUACACGCUGACCAUCACAGCAACAGAUCAAGAGGGCGAAGGUUUCACGACUACAGGUAAAGCUGUGAUCACCGUCACCGACACCAACGACAACCCUCCGAUUUUUGAUCCAAAGACAUACGUAGCGAGCGUCCCCGAAAAUAGGGUUGGCGUCGAAGUCGCCAUGCUGACGGUCACAGAUGAGGACACUCCCAAUACAGACGCAUGGCAGGCCGUGUACAAAAUCAUCAAAGGCAAUGAGGCCAAUAAUUUCGGGAUAAAGACUGGUGCAGACAACAUGGGUAUCCUGACGACUGUGAAGGAGUUGGACUUUGAGAGCAAGAGAGAGUACGUUCUCCUUGUGGCGGUCACAAACAAUGUUGCAUUUUCGGUGCCUCUCGUGACCUCCACAGCGACGGUGUCCGUGACCGUCCUAGACGUCAACGAGGCUCCUGUGUUUGACCCCAACCCAAAAAUUGUUUCGGUCUUAGAGGAUUUGCCCAGUGGACAGGAGGUGGCAUCCUACACGGCUGUGGAUCCUGACAAGGCGCAGAAUCAAAAGAUCACAUACUAUAUUGGUAAUGACCCGGCUGGAUGGCUGUCUGUGAACCCAGAGAACGGCAUCAUCACUGGGAAUGGCCAGUUGGACCGAGAGUCGAUGUUUGUCAAGAACAACACGUACAGAGCCAUCAUCUUAGGCGUCGACAGCGGUUCUCCAGUUGCCACCGGAACAGGGACCCUCCAGCUUAUCCUCCUGGAUGUAAAUGAUAAUGGACCGUUUUUGGAAACUCCAUACGUGACAUGGUGCUUGAAGAGCCCCGACCCGCUACUCAUCAACAUCAUUGACCGAGAUGAAAGGCCGUUCACAGACCCCUACAUGGCAGAAAUCAACCGCGAGGCCCGGGAAAACUGGACCACCACCCUGGUGAAUAACCAAUUUGAGAUAAAACCAAAGAAGGACCUGCCUGAAGACACGUACCAAGUGACUGUCACCAUCGCGGACAGUCAGGGGCUGAAAAAUACAACCCUGCUGAGGAUACAAGUCUGCGAUUGCAGAGAAGGAUCAACGUGCGAUGGGCCCAAGGCCCAGGAAGCCGCCAUGGGCAUCCCGGUCAUACUUGGCAUUCUUGGGGGCAUCUUAGCACUUUUGAUUCUGCUGUUGCUGCUUCUGCUGUUUCUGAGAAAGAAGAAGGUUGUGAAGGAGCCCUUACUGCCCCCUGAAGACGAAACGCGUGACAACGUGUAUCACUACGACGAAGAGGGCGGCGGCGAGGAGGAUCAGGAUUUUGAUCUAAGUCAACUGCACCGUGGUCUUGACGGCCGCCCGGAAAUCACUCGCAGCGAUGUGCCAUCGCUGAUGCCGGCUCCUCAGUACCGCCCACGUCCAGCCAAUCCCGAUGAAAUAGGGAACUUCAUUAAUGAGAAUCUGAAGGCGGCUGACGAAGACCCCACCGCCCCUCCUUACGACUCGCUCCUUGUGUUCGAUUAUGAAGGCAGCGGAUCGGAGGCCGCCUCCCUCAGCUCUUUGAACUCCUCCAAUUCAGACGGCGACCAGGACUACAGCGCCCUGAAUGACUGGGGCCCUCGCUUCAACAAGCUGGCGGACAUGUACGGAGGAGACGAGGACUAGACGGCGGCUGUAAGCUGACGCCCGGGAGUAAUAACGGCAAAAAUUGUGACGUUUUUGAUUAUUUCACACUGGACGGGAGGCUGCUCAGUUCUGCCGCCCCCUGGGUGUCAUCGCAGGACGCACUACUGCUACCAACAUUCACGAGAUGCUACUCCAGUCUAUAGUUUUCUUUGUCUUUUGUAUCCUUGAAGCAGUGGCCUCCAACCUGUGGCUCUCAAGCCGUUAAAAAACUACAACUCCCAGCAUGUCCUCAUAGUCGCAGACUGUCAGGGAGUGCUGGGAGUUGUAGUUUUGCAACAGCCGCAGGUCUACAAGCAAUGCUGUUUGCCAAACGUAUACAGACUGUGUUGUGCUUAUAUCGGUUUUUUUUUUUGUUGUUUUUGUAUUUUGUAUUUUUUGUGAUUUCGUCUCUUUAUGUAAUUUGCUUAUGGGAUGUUAAUUAUGGGUAAUUAGAAUGGGAAAAUUCUAUCAAGAGAGCUAUAUUUUUAUGAAUACGGUCGGAGGUUACAGUCCAAAAAUAGGAAUGAAAUCUGCUUGGUUGCCAUGGCAAUAUAUAUAUAUAAAAGCAACUAAUCCCUAUCCAAAAUUAAAGGAGUGAUUUGAUUGGUCAUGGGGUAACUUCUCCCCUCUCUAAUUUGCAUAAAAUGGCAGCCUUGACAGUACCUAGACCAAGGCGCCCCUCUAAGUACAGAUAUUUUGUCUUGUGGGAAUGGUUUCGUCCAUUUUUAUAGAGCUUCCUCGAUAUCCGCACUACAUAUAACCAAGAGAAUUCUGACACUUUUGGUGUCAUGGAGAAAACCACUGGCUGUUAGAAGGUUGAUACCAUACUGUAACAGCAAAUACAAGGAACAUAAGCAGGGGUGUGACUGUGGGCGGGGCUGGUUGAGGUCACACCCCUGCCCUGGGACUGGGCCUUUAUAAAGAAACCAUUAGAGUCUAUUACAUGAUAGUUGGGGGACCCGGUUAAAGAUUUUGUACUGGGGCCCGAGAGCUUCAAGUUACCCCCCUCGCACAAAACCUCUAAAAUUUCACAUGAUAGCCGAGGUCCUUAUGCCAUCUAGUGGAGUUCUCCUGGUUUCAAUAUAAGGGUCUAUUCCAACCAAAACUGCA
Messenger RNA from Bufo bufo (common toad), 4107 nucleotides. It is a transcript of the gene CDH1, whose product is annotated as cadherin 1. The coding region runs from base 412 to 2997 and encodes 861 amino acids. The transcript is spliced from 16 exons. Gene Ontology annotation, biological process: cell morphogenesis; homophilic cell-cell adhesion; cell-cell junction assembly. Gene Ontology annotation, molecular function: cadherin binding; calcium ion binding. Lineage: Eukaryota; Metazoa; Chordata; Amphibia; Anura; Bufonidae. The record is from RefSeq and is a predicted model, not a curated record. Gene Ontology annotation, cellular component: catenin complex; cytoplasm; plasma membrane.